This is a messenger RNA of Siniperca chuatsi (mandarin fish), 6275 nucleotides long. RefSeq names its product myocyte-specific enhancer factor 2D homolog. The transcript has 13 exons. The coding region runs from base 564 to 2360 and encodes 598 amino acids. The record is from RefSeq and is a predicted model, not a curated record. NCBI's taxonomy places the organism in Eukaryota, Metazoa, Chordata, Actinopteri, Centrarchiformes, Sinipercidae. Gene Ontology annotation, molecular function: protein dimerization activity; RNA polymerase II cis-regulatory region sequence-specific DNA binding; DNA-binding transcription factor activity, RNA polymerase II-specific. Gene Ontology annotation, biological process: positive regulation of transcription by RNA polymerase II; cell differentiation.
GCUAAUGUCAGUGACGUUGAUCGUACGCUGGGUAUACUGUAUCUCCUGGGUGGACAGUAUAGUUACUUCAACAUUAAAUGGAAUAAAAUGCCGCGGAUUCGUAUAAAUAGAGACGUCGCUUCAGCGUAAUUAAUUAAUGCUUCUUAAUUAAGACGGGUCGCUUCUGGAGCGGGUGGCGGCAGGCCUAUUUUCGGUUUUUAUCAGCAAUAUUACAGGGAGAGGAGUGACGUCCACCUCAACACAGGAGCUGCAGAGAAGUUUGUCAUUUUUGUCCCUGUUGAACAAACGAUGAACUGAGGACCUCCACUCCUUUUAACUUCACACAUCUCGACAGCACCCACUCCUUUACUCUCGCUUGCGGUCAGUAAAAGGAGUCAACGACGUUGCCUCACCACACCUGGGCAGAGAAAUGUGUGUGUGCGUGUAUCCUUGGAUGCAUGACUGUGUCUGAGUGUUUUUGGGCUGAAGUAAGAGGUAGUAGGCUGCACUUCCCCUCUCACCCUCUGAGAGGCACUUCUCCACUUGACUGACUACGACAUUUGUCUCUACAACUGCAAAGCAUCAUGGGUAGGAAAAAGAUUCAGAUCCAACGGAUCACCGAUGAAAGGAACAAGCAGGUGACAUUCACAAAGCGAAAGUUUGGCUUGAUGAAGAAAGCCUACGAGCUGAGUGUAUUGUGUGACUGCGAGAUCGCUCUGAUCAUCUUCAACCACGCGAACAAGCUGUUCCAGUAUGCCAGCACUGACAUGGACAAGGUCUUGCUCAAAUACACAGAGUACAAUGAGCCUCAUGAGAGCCGGACUAAUGCAGACAUUAUUGAGACUUUGAGAAAGAAAGGCUUCAACGGUUGUGACAGUCCAGAGCCGGACGGUGAAGACUCCAUUGACCAAAGUCCCCUAAAUGAUGACAAGUACCGUAAGACCACAGAGGACCUGGAUGUUCUCUUCAAACGCUACGGACAGUCGGCAGCUCCGUCCCAGACGUUCUCCAUGCCAGUCACAGUCCAGUCGUCCAAUCAAAGCACACUGCAGUUCAGUAACCCUGGCAACGCACUGGUAACUACCUCGUAUGUAACAUCAUCAUCGCUCACGGAUACCCACCUCCUGUCGCCACAGCAACCGGCUCUUCAGAGAAAUACGGUGUCUCCUGGGUUGCCACAGCGACCAGCCAGUGCAGGUGCUCUUCUUGGAGGCGACCUGAAUAAUUCAAAUGGAGGAUGCCCAAGUCCAGUCCCUAAUGGAUACACCAGUGCCAGGGCCUCCCCAGGCCUCCUCACCGUUUCCAACGGCAACAGUCUGGGGAAAGUAGUUCCGGCCAAGUCUCCACCCCCACCUCCCAGCCCCCAGAUGGUCAACAGCCGCAAGCCAGACCUCCGAGUCAUCACCUCACAGGGUGGAAAGAGCCUCAUGCAGAUGACAGAGGAUGAGCUGGAAUUGGUAAACGAGAACGCCCAGCGGCUUGCAGCAGGAGUCCAGGUGGCUCAAACCCUCACCACACCGGUGGUCUCUGUGGCCACACCGAGCCUCCUGGCACAGGGGCUGCCCUUCUCCGCCAUGCCCACAGCAUACAACACAGAGUACCAGCUGACCAGUGCAGACAUCACUGCUUUACAUGCUCUGGCGUCACCUGGCGGCUUGUUGCCAACCAGUGUGUCCACAUGGCAGCAGCAGCAGGCAGUUUCCCAGCAACCGCAACAACAACAGCAAGCACAGCAACAACAGCAACAGCAGCAGCAACAACAACUUAAUCUCGCAUCACUCAGCAACUUGGUCAUGUGGGGUAUGGACAAACAGAGCAGCGAGCUGUCUAGCCAGGUGUCCAGUCUGGCUGCCAAUCUGAGUGUUGGCUCUCCGUCCAACCUGCUCUUGGGUAGAGAUGAGUGGUUGGGCCGGCCUGUGACGCAUAUACCUCAAGGCACCAUGCUAACCGUCAAUACGAACUCCAGCGUGAGCAUCAAGUCGGAGCCUGUUUCGCCCGGCCGGGAUCGUAGCACCCCUUGUCCCCCUCCAUCUUCCAACACGCCGUCCUCGACCUCAGGAGGAGCCAUCCUGACCGCACCGCCACAGUACCCUGGCUCCCUGUUGUGCCUGGAGCCCCCGACCGGCCGCUCUCCUGCAGACAGUGUAAGCAGCAACGGCAGCUCCUUUGAAGGCAGCGAUCGUGAUGACACCGGUGCAGCUGGCGGCAGCGGAGGUGCAGGUGGAGGUGGCGGCGGCGGUGCUACCGGAAGCGGCGGUACCGCCAGCCGGUCCGUGCCGCCCGACUUCAGCCCCUCGGCCGAGCUCCUCAGGGCGUCGAACGAACCAGACCAGGAGGGAGGAAACAUCAAGCGCAUGAGAUUGGACGCCUGGGUCACAUAGAGUAGCUUGCACCACCCCUCUGCACCUACAGCGAAGUUUUGGUGACACUUAAACACCCACAACACACACCCACACCCAUCCUUAAACUCCCACUGCCCCGACCCCACUGCCAUGUGACACUAUCAUCAUACAUCUGCCUCUGUCCAAAAUCAUACAACUCAGCUGCAUCACCCAGACUUAUGAGGCUUUGCCAAAAAAACAUUUUAAAAAAUCAUUUGGGCAUCACACUCUGAGUGAAGAGAGGAUGGCUUAGUGCUCAGCUGGAUAUUUUGUCCCGGGUAGGCCCUUGAAUAGAGGGACAGUAGAUUUUUAAAGCCUUCUUGCUUGAAUGGACUCCCGUAUAGUAGUUUCUUUUGGUAGAAGUGAGGUGUUAAACCUUUUUGCAAUCUGACGAAACCAUAAAAACAUUUCUCUUUCACAUGGUUUCUGCAUAACCUUCAUGUAUUUACAUCGAGCUCUGCUACAUUGUUCACAAUGUGAUUGGUGGCUUGUCGACAUUAUGGGACUUCUGCCGUAUGACUCACCACUUCUUGCUCUUUGAAAUCCAACAUUGCUUGGAUUGUGUGCUGUCCAUUCUUCCAUAAGUCACUUCCAAACUGCACUUUUGGAUAUAACUUAAUCUGGACAAGUUUAAGGACUGAGCUUUUAUCUGGCACUGAGCAAACAGACUCAAGCCCGGUCUUGUAGGUAAGGAUACUUCACCAUGAAUGGUUCUUUCCGCCGCCACAUUGACCGACAGCCUAACAGCCCUCAGGUGGCACUCUGCGGCUGUGGAUUUGAGGACCUUGCCAGAGUGCCAAUAUCAACCUCUCUUCAACAAAAAAAUGCCAAAUGCCUCUCGCACUCGGUGCAGGGACACUGACGAAUUAUCACUCGCACUGUCACGGAAAACGAGAACUAGAAACUGUUUGAUGCUUUUCAGGCUUUGAAUUUGCCGCCACUCUCUCUCCUCAGACUGGGUGCUCCUCCCGUCCUCUCACGUCAUCUCCUCUGGAACUUGGAUGGAAAUUAUUGCACCAGAAAUCCAGCCAGUCACUCAGCUUAUUACCCAGGAGUAGAUGCCAUCCAGUUAAAUGCAUAGCAGGAGUUUUUUGAGCCUCUGGUGGCUUUUUUUUUUUGGGUAGGGAAGUAUUUGGUUCCUUCAGUCCAAGUGUUCUUUAUCUGUUGGUAUUUGAAAAAAAAUAAAUAAAAAAUCUGUUUUGAAGGUCCGAUAGUUGUCCAGAAGUAGGAAUUCUGACUUUGUAUAAAAAUCACUCCUUAUACAAACGCUUCGAUGUCCUCUUUAGCUCUCUCUAGCUCUCCUUAGCUCUUUGCCGUGUUUCAAAAAGUGAAAGGAAAAAGACAUUUUCUAUAUUUCUACCGCUUCAGUUGGCGACAAAAGUAAAAUAGCUUUUCGGCUUCAACGACGUGUAUGUACAUAUGAAUAUAUUUGCAUAGACUUUGCUAGGUAUCCCUAAAAACAAGCAAUGUGUUUAUUCUCAGUGGAUCUGUUUGCAUAUAUGAGUGUGAAUUUGAUAUGUUUCGAGCUACGGUGCAGGGGUUACGCCACACUUGUUUCAGUAAACCUAUUUUAUGCUAGUGUUGAUGGUGUGUGUGCACUUUCUGUCCCUCAGUCACAGAGGCCUGCUUGGUUGUGGUGUCAUCAUAUUCUCCUACCACACAUUUUUAAAACCCACGAUCAAAGUAUAAUUGUCCAUAACCACCUUAACAUGAAAUGAUUAGGACACUGCCAUUCACUUUAUAGUGUAGUUAAGAGAUAAAACGCACUUCUUUGACGCAUAUUUUGAUCGACAGAAUCACGUAAAAUCUUUUCCACUUUAAGCAGACACAGAUUAUGCCUUUUUUCACUUUGAAAUUAAGUCAAGACGUUGGCUACCAAGUGCUGUGUUUGUAGUUUAAUUGUAUGUUUUCUAGUACAAAUUAGUUUUGUCAGAACCAUUUCAAGUUUGUGUAUGAGUGUGUGUGUACACAGGUUGUUUAUAGCCUACAAAUAGGAAGUUUCUCCUGAUUGCUUGACCUUUUUCUUUUUUCCUUGAGACGAUGCUCAAAGUGCAGACUGGUGUGUCAGCUGUUUUAUCUACUUAAACAAUCCCACGCUUUACACAAGAAGUGGACAUGGCGGCUUUUAAGAAUUGAUGCCUUUUGGUGCGAUUAGUCACAGCAGAAUGUGAAACCAGUGUUUGACACCGACACUGUGUGUUUGUGGCGAGCGUCUGGAACAAACAUCCUCAUGCUGUGUGUCAUUUUCACACCAGUGUUGUUGAUGUUUUCCAUGAUCAGGUCAUUUUUCCGGCCCUCAUUCAACAGUGUGGUGGGUAGCUUUUCACUCUGCUAAUUUCAAGUUAGUGCUGUUUUCUUCUUUCAGUCAUCCUUGCACAACAGUCUAACAUCCAACACUUUCAAUAAACUGGUGUUGGAGAAAAUAUGCCCCUUAAACCGUUAAAAGGUUCAGUGUGUAAGAUUUUGGGGGCCCUAUUGCAGAAUAUGGCGAUAAUAUUCAUAAAUUUGAAAUAAUAACCUGAAAAUAAGAUUCCUUGUGUUUUCGUUACCUUUUUAGAAUAAGCCGUUUUUAUCUACAGAGGGAGCGGGUCCCCUUCCACGGAGGUCGCCAUGUUUCUACAGUACCCCAGAACAGACAAACUAUACACUGGCUCUAGAUUGGGCCUUGUGUUUUUCGUGAGUUUUGCGGCCACCGUAGUUUCUCCUAAACGAUUGGAAGGGGAGUGUGAGGUGAGCCGUAUUCAAAUGGUUACAAUCUGCAGUUUCAACGCUAGAUGCCACUGAAUCCUACACACUGGACCUUUUUGAAGAAAUAGUUCUACAUUUUGGGAAGAUACUCAUAAUCAUGUUUGUGCGGUAAAUUUUAAGCUACCGCCUUUAAAGAUCCAACUGAUGAGUGGUACCAGCCUUCAGACAGAGCUAAUGAUCUCCUGUUUUACCAUGCAGUCAUUACCAUUUAUUUUAUUUAUUUAUUUUUUUUAAACAACGCAUUUCCUUGGAAGCUCUUUGUUUGUGGGCGCUGAUGGUUGACUAAAACUUGACACCACACCGAUUGGCUUCAGCAUCCCGCCUCAUGCAGGUUUGUUCAUGUACAAAAAGGUUCUCUGUCCAAUCUAGCAGUGUAGUCACAAGACAAUCUAUAUGAGAAAUGAAAACGUGCACCCCUGUUACUUGUUGUAUACAAUGUUUUUUAGAAUCUCACUAUUUUCGGAUUAAUUUGUGCUGGUGACAGUUCCAUUGUCUAUUAUUAUGAUGAUAUUAUUAUGGCGAUUUUAUUUUAUUGCUAUUUUGUGUAGAAUAGUCAACAGUUUUUUAUUUUCUCUUAUUUUAUCUUCCUUAUCAUAAACAUAGUACUGGUUUCCUUUUUCAUAAAAUUUUCUGAAAAUUGCACGAUCAGUUAUUGUGGUAUUAGCAAAUGCAAUGAAGGAAAUACCAGUUAAAUGCUGCAAUUUUAAUUAAGAUAUAGAAUAUAUUUAUAAAAACGGGGAAACAACUGAAAUUAGUAAUUCAUGAAAUUUGAGAAAUGAAAAUGCAUGGGAUGCAGGUAACAACAAGACUUAUGUUACGUACAGUAAUGAUAAAGGACAUGCAUCACAAAUGGGUUUUAAAACAACUCAGAAUAAUGUAGCAUAUGAUAUACUAAAGAUGAAAUUUAUAGCUAAUAUAUUGUGUUGAGCUAGUCUGCUUUGGGUUUUUGUUGUAAAGAAAAUAUUUCUUUGUUGUUUUUUUGAGAAUGAUAUACAGUUUGUGUAUAUUUUCAUAUACAAAGUAUGCACUGAUAUGUUAUUGAAAUUCUAUACCGCUUUUACAAAAAAGUGUUUGUUGUACCAAAGUAUCAAGUCCCCUGAGACCUUACCCUUUUGCGUAUGUUUUACCGUAUUUUAUAUAUUAAAUAGACAAACUGAGUGAAAUGAA